Messenger RNA from Suillus paluster, 1005 nucleotides. RefSeq lists its product as uncharacterized. The transcript has 6 exons. Bases 1 to 1005 code for a protein of 334 amino acids. NCBI's taxonomy places the organism in Eukaryota, Fungi, Basidiomycota, Agaricomycetes, Boletales, Suillaceae. The record is from RefSeq and is a predicted model, not a curated record.
AUGACCAACCUCGGAAAAGAUGGCUUAGGAGAAGCUGACUUCGGCAUUGAUUGGUGCACCACCAUCCAAGACAACUACAGCGGUACGAAUUGGUCAUACGUAAACACAAAAGACAGUCACCCCUUCAAGACCAACAUUGUCGGCCAAAUCGCUACCUCUACGUGCGGCACAAAACAUUCGGCCAAAGGCACACACUUCACAAAAAAGAAUGUACCGCUGAGCGACUCGGACACUGUCAAAUGGAAAUGGGCCCUCUCCAAACCCACCAUGUGCUCGCCAAAGUUAACAGAUAUCUGGGAGAAUCAGCUGACAUCCAUCGAAAAUUGGAUUACCAAGGAAAAAAAGAGAGCAGCGACGGGAUCAAAGAUCAAUACAUGCAUCUUUAAGAGCCAGAAUGACUUGCAAUAUGCAGAUCUCAUCAUCCUCACAUCGCAACACAUUUAUGAACGAAAGACCAUGAAUGAGGAGAGCAUGGCAGGACAACAAACCAUGGGAAUGUCCACCACUUCCACAGUGAGCUCGAAUGCAAACGUAAAUGUCCCAAUGCCGACCGGGGAAGAAGUCUUUCAAGGAGCUCAUUACAAUCCGAGGAUCCUUCCAGAUUACCGCGGAUCAUACUUCCAGCUAAGGCAAAAUAUGCUUAAGCAGCUGAACAUUUAUGACACUCCGGAAAACAACCUCCAGCUUGUGCCCAUGCAUGAGACGUACUCCAAAUUGAGACCAGGAACGCUCAUUCUCGCAGUCUGCAAUGUGCACGUGUAUAACCUCAUCCAAAACGGGCAGCCUACAAGUACAUUCAAAUUGAGCAUACAAGCCAUCAAGAUCCUGGAUGCAUCUGAUGAGCCCAUUGAGGAACAAUUUAUCCCCAUACUUUCCUCGACCUCGACAGAGAUGUCGAAGGACAACUCGGCCAUUGCAAGCUUCUCAACGUUCAAUGUCGCUAGUAGUCCUGCGAAGAAAUCAAAGCCUGCUAAAGGAGGCAAAGGAAAGGAAAAAAUGGACUGA